This is a messenger RNA of Rhododendron vialii, 1079 nucleotides long. RefSeq names its product LIM domain-containing protein PLIM2c-like. The transcript has 5 exons. Gene Ontology annotation, biological process: actin filament bundle assembly. The record is from RefSeq and is a predicted model, not a curated record. NCBI's taxonomy places the organism in Eukaryota, Viridiplantae, Streptophyta, Magnoliopsida, Ericales, Ericaceae. The coding region runs from base 202 to 816 and encodes 204 amino acids. Gene Ontology annotation, molecular function: actin filament binding. Gene Ontology annotation, cellular component: actin cytoskeleton; plasma membrane.
UGGUAUAAAUCAGUUUUCUUUAGACAAAACAAAGGCUUUUCUUCCGAGGUAGAGGAAAAAGAAGACAAUAGAAAACAACACUUUGAUCCUCGGAAACCCCAUUUAUCCAUUCGGGUUUUGGUUUUGUCUCUUUCACAAGUGUUUAGAAUAAAAAGCAAUCGACAGCGAAUUGAUAUUUUGUGUUUUUGUUUUGGGAAGAAAAUGUCGUUUACGGGGACGUUGGAUAAAUGCAAGGCUUGUGAUAAGACGGUUUACUUUGCUGAUUUAUUAUCUGUAGAUGGUGUUAAUUAUCACAAAUCAUGCUUCAAAUGCAGCCACUGCAAAGGAACUCUUGUUAUGUCUAAUUACUCCUCCAUGGACGGAGUUCUCUACUGCAAAACUCAUUUUGAACAACUUUUCAAGGAGUCUGGCAAUUUCACCAAGAAUUUCCAACCAGCAGCGAAGCAUGAGAGGGAAAAUUCACUGACAAAGGCCCCAAGCAAACUCUCCUCCCUAUUCUCUGGAACCCAAGACAAGUGUCCAGCUUGUGAAAAAACUGUGUAUCCACUGGAGAAGGUGACAAUGGAGGGAGAAUCUUUCCACAAGUCAUGCUUCAAGUGUGCCCAUGGAGGCUGCCCCCUGACUCACUCAUCCUAUGCUGCCCUUAAUGGAGUCCUCUACUGCAAGCACCAUUUUGCUCAGCUUUUCAUGGAGAAGGGAAAUUACAGCCAUGUCCUUGAGGCUGCCACUCAUAAAAAGAGUGCUGUGGCACCUGUUGAGCCUGCAGCAGACGAAGUGGAUGUGCCCAAAUCAGAGCCAGAAGAGACACAAGAGUAGUAGAGUGGAGUGGAGUGGAGUGGUCCUAAUUAAUCUCUCACCAAAUUACUGUAAUUGGUUUCCCCCAUUUUCAUUAAUUUCUUUCUGAAUUUCCACAAUUUUCCAUCUUGCCAACCACCACUACUCUUCAUGUUAUGAUGAAAUUUCUUUGUCUGACUGUUCAUAAUUUGUUUCUUGUUGCUUUGAGUUUUCAAGGUUUUGUAUGUAAUUCAAACAAAUAUUCGGCAUGGUAUAAUUAUGAAAUUCCUUUUGUUGUUUGUUUA